UUCUAUCAUUUCUACUUUAAUGUUGUUAUUAUUACUAUCAUCAUUAUUAUUUUUAAUAAUUUUUUCUUAACUUUCUGUAGAUAAUAUGACUUUAACUUAAUAAUUUUGUCGGGGGCCCAACUGGAAAUAAGCUCUGACUCGAGCUUUCGUGGGUUCAAGCUGACUUAAUUUUGAUCUGUUAUUCUUUUAUAUUGUUGUAUGUUGGAGACUUGGUGAAUAAAAUCAAUCAAUCAAUCAAUAAUCAUCUAGUACGGAAUAUAGGCGUUGGCCUUUGAUUCCCGGUCACUGUAUACGUCUGGCAUUGCAUUGUCACAUGAGAAAGAUAGUCCAUGUCUUUAGUGUGCUUACGGGAGGAGUCGCGGAAGGUCACUUUGCUUGGUCCACCUUAUAAUCCUUUUGAAAGAUUCAGUUGUUUUUCGUUUGCUCUAUAUUUUCAGGCAAGUUGCUUUUGGCUUUUCACACUGAUUCAAUGUUCGAGCCUACACGGAUAUAAACUAUGGCUGUGAGACAAGUCCGGGCUGUCCAGUACAAUUACCAACCGUAUAUAUACUUGAUUAGAAUCCAUCAUGAUUGACCUGCUUGGAGCUGGAGAGUCUGGCUUUGGUCAGUUUAAUGCCCUGACCAUCACAGCAACCCUUGGAGUGGUCACUGCUACGCUGGCCCUCUGGACCAUCAUGAGGCCAAAGCGAUUUCCCCCUGGUCCAAGAGGUCUGCCUAUCGUUGGCAGCAUCUACAGUAUAAAUGAUUCUCCUGAGGUUGUCUUUGGGGAAUGGGCCAAGAAGUACGGUGAUGUCGUUGGCUUCAAGGCGGGGCAGAGAUGGAUGGUAGUCCUCAACCGCCAAGCAUUGAUCAAGGAAGCCGUCCUCAAACAGGGCGAGGACUUUGCUGGUCGUCCAGACUUCUACUCCCUGGAACUCCUCACGGAAGGAUUCAAGGAUAUUGCUUUUAGCCCUUACAAUGAGACCUGGAAACUUCAUCGCAGGUUGGCUCACUCAGCUCUCAGGCAUUUUGCAACAGGCAAGCCUCUUCAGGGUCUCAUCUCCAGCGUCUACCCCAAGGUUGAAAAGAAGUUGGCCAUGACGGAGGGACAACCAAUAGACCCCAAGUUUCUCCUCAAUCUAAUCAUGUACAAUGUUCUCGCACAGAUGUGCUUUGGACGAAGUUAUGAGUUGGAAGACCCUAAAGUUGUGCAGUGGAUGGACUUAAACGACGAACUCAGUGAAACAUCUGGAUUAGGUCUAGCAGCAGACUACUUCUCUUGGGCCAAGUACCUUCCCACCAGCGGUGCACGGAUGAUAAAGAAAAACUUAGAAAAGCAGUUUGGCUUCCUGCGUUCGCAGGUGGAGGAAACAAGAGAACAUUAUGAUCCGGAGAACAUCAAUAAUUUCUACAGUCUACUUCUCAAAGCUCAAGAAGAUGCAAGGAAAGAAGGAGAGAAUGUGGACAAACUGACCGAUACUCACGUCUUCCAGACGAUCGCUGAUAUGUUUGGAGCUGGUAUUCAGACAACCGUUGAGACCCUGUACUGGGCCAUGGCUCUCCUUGCGACCUACCCAGAAAUCCAGGCAAAGAUCCGCGCCGAGAUCGAUGAUGUCAUCGGCCGUGAUCGUCUUCCUACCAUCAACGACCGCGGGAAGCUCGUAUACACGGAGGCAAGCCUCUAUGAGGUGUUGCGUUACAGCAGUAUUGUUCCGACCAAUCUUCAUGCUACUACCAGGGAUACAGAAUUUGGUGGCUAUCAUAUCCCCAAAGGGACAGUGGUGUUGAUCAACACACACUCCAUGCACUAUGACCCUCAAGAAUGGGACCAGCCGGACAAGUUCCUUCCAGAGCACUUCAUGGAUGGUAGUGGCACUGUCCGUGAGCAUCCUCCAAGCUUCCUGCCCUUUGGAGCGGGUCGUCGUGGAUGUCUAGGUGAAGCCGUGGCCAAGGCUGAUCUCUUCCUUAUCUUUUCCUGGUUCCUGCAGAACUACACCUUCAGCAAGGUCCCAGGAAAGGAGUCUGAAGACAUCUUAAACAUGAUUCCUCAGACAGCAUUUGGUAGACUCCUUAUCUCCUAUGAGAUCAUGAUCAACAAACGAGACUAGUAGGGUCCUGAGCCAGUAUUCAAUUCAAUACUAAAUCAGAAAGGUUAAUAUUUUACUCAGCUAUCGGCUUAGGUAAAAUACUAGUCAACUUUGGUAUUCAGUUGAAGCUUUGGGCUAAUUAUGUUACCCCAAGCUUAAAACUACUCCCUCGCAGGGUAAAGCUAAUUAUUUGUAGGCUUUGAUUGGCAGGCCAUAAUGGAAGAGCAAAUUAUAUGAGCACACACUGAUUUGUAACACGUUUGUUGCACAUGAUUUUGUAUUGGCUACGUGAUGACACAUUUGUCACCAGUACAUUUAAGUAUUUUUGAUAUAAUUUAAAAUACCGGCCUGGGCCUCUAUCCGCAUGCCUGUUUAAGCUGCCUCAGAUGGUUUUGUGAGUCCUCUUUUAUCAAAUAUUAAGUUAGAUUGAUUCAGGAAAGUGAAUUCUUAAUUAUUUUUAAAAGCUAAAACACAUCUUUGGUCAAUGUAAUGGAUGUGGUUAAAAGGACUUUCUGUCCAUUGCAUUUAGAUGGUCUUGACACCAAAUCAAUGACUAAUUGAUUAUUUACGACCAGUAACAGUUAUUAAUGUUUCUUUAUAUAGUAAUCCUUGAUUGAAAAAUCCCAACUGUCUAUAUUUUGAAAUUACUGUUAAUCAGUAGAAACAAGUCUUUUUCAGUGGAUUGGCAGCUCUGGAUGGUUUUACUAGUAAAUAUUGAAUGCAAAGGUGCAGUGAUACAAGACUCUACAUAAAUGAAUAAAUACUAACAAGAAAUGCCUCACAUGUGAUUCCUUUAAAAAAUGGAUGGAUGAUAAAGUCGAUUGUGGCAGGGUUGUGUACCUUCCUACAUCUUGUGUCUAAAGUGUUGAAAGUUAUGAAGAAAUAAUUUGUUGUUUGUUUACCCCUUGACUUUUACCAACAUUCUGAAUCCCCUGUUUAUCUAAAUAUUUGGUGUUGUUACAUUAAAAAAAAAUGAUUAUUGCAGUAAUUUAUAGACCUCCUUCUCAGAGCUGUGUUGACUUUAUAACAGAUGUUAACAAUAUUCUAGAGAUAACAGUCUCAAACAAUCUGCAUCAUUACGACAAUUUAAGUAUAAAUAUAAACAAUAUCUUUGCAAUUCUAAAUAGUCAUACAAAUUUAAAAACAAUUAUUAUUAUGUUUCAAAUCGCAAUUAUGUUAUCAUCGGGUCAAUUUAAUCUAAUUAUAAAACCAGACGUUUGAAGGGAGAGUCAACCCUGAGGAUGGGUUUACUCCGCCUUUACUAGGCCAUACACAUUCUCAGGGUGGACUUCCCCUUUAUUGCUACCGGGGCUAGACUCGAUAAGCUUCGCUUUUUCUAGCCCCAUCUACUUUACUUACCUUUUUAUGUUUAUGUUGAUGUUUGUUAACUGAUGUAGAUUUUCAUUGUUAUUUUAUGCUUAUGUAUCUGUUUUUCAUUUGCUCUAUGUGUCAAAUGUGUACAAUGUAAUCUGUUACCUUGUAUAUAUUUUCUGGUUUUUAAUGUGGAAAAUAAAUGAAAUGAAAUGAAAUGAAUAUAAUUGAAGAUUUAUAUGCAUGUUAUACAGGUGUAGGCCUAUCAUAUAAGGUGGAGAGGAUAUGUAUUUUCCGUUGCUUGUCUUCAAGUCAUUUGAAGGGGAACCAUGUACACAUAAAUGGGUAGGGAAGGCCAAUUAUUUACUUUACCUUUACCGCGAAUACUGGAAGAAAGCUGAGACAGUAGUCAAGCUUCCAGGUCUAUCUUCUUGGCCUAUCUUCUUGACAGUACUAAUUUUCAAUAUUGACUUUAUAUGCAUUUGUGAGUCUGUAACUUGUGAAUUAGAUUAGAACUGUGGUCUGAAUUGUGCUGAUGUUGCUUCAUUUGCAUUAAUUUCCCCUUUUUAGCGUUAUUUUUUUCUAAUUGUCAAAAUUUGUUUUUCGAGUUUCUACAGAAUUUAGAAUGAUGUACAUAUAAUUGCAUAAUUCUUUAUAAUUGCUGCGACGUACAAUAUUAGAUCAUGUUUGUAUUAUGUAAAGAUCAACAAUAUUUUACAGUAAAUAAUAAUGAUAUAUUUUGUAAUAUCAAUUUCUAAAGAAAUAAUCAGACGGUGUUCAUGGAAUGUAGUAAAAAUAAAAACAAUAAUUUUCAUUGAA
This is a messenger RNA of Strongylocentrotus purpuratus (purple sea urchin), 4196 nucleotides long. RefSeq names its product steroid 17-alpha-hydroxylase/17,20 lyase. Gene Ontology annotation, biological process: hormone biosynthetic process; progesterone metabolic process. The transcript has 10 exons. The record is from RefSeq and is a predicted model, not a curated record. Gene Ontology annotation, molecular function: iron ion binding; steroid 17-alpha-monooxygenase activity; heme binding. NCBI's taxonomy places the organism in Eukaryota, Metazoa, Echinodermata, Echinoidea, Camarodonta, Strongylocentrotidae. The coding region runs from base 567 to 2087 and encodes 506 amino acids.